CCGGGCGCCGUGCGCGCCGACUGCUGGCUCAUCGAGGGCGACAAGGGCUACGUGUGGCUGGCCAUCUGCAGCCAGAACCAGCCGCCCUACGAGACCAUCCCGCAGCACAUCAACAGCACGGUGCACGACCUGCGGCUCAACGAGAACAAGCUGAAGGCCGUGCUCUACUCCUCGCUCAACCGCUUCGGGAACCUCACCGACCUCAACCUCACCAAGAACGAGAUCUCCUACAUCGAGGACGGCGCCUUCCUGGGCCAGUCGAGCCUGCAGGUGCUGCAGCUGGGCUACAACAAGCUCAGCAACCUGACGGAGGGCAUGCUGCGCGGCAUGGGCCGGCUGCAGUUCCUCUUCGUGCAGCACAACCUCAUCGAGCUGGUGACGCCCGCCGCCUUCUCCGAGUGCCCGAGCCUCAUCAGCAUCGACCUGUCCUCCAACCGCCUCAGCCGCUUGGAUGGCGCCACCUUCGCCAGCCUGGCCAGCCUCAUGGUGUGCGAGCUGGCCGGCAACCCCUUCAACUGUGAGUGCGACCUCUUCGGCUUCCUCGCCUGGCUCGUGGUCUUCAACAACGUCACCAAGAACUACGACCGCCUGCAGUGCGAGUCGCCGCGCGAGUUUGCCGGCUACCCGCUGCUGGUGCCCCGGCCCUACCACAGCCUCAACGCCAUCACCGUGCUCCAGGCCAAGUGCCGCAACGGCUCCCUGCCCGCCCGGCCCGCCAGCCACCCCACGACGCCCUACUCCACCUACGCCCAGCGGGAGCCCGACGAGAACUCGGGCUUCAACCCCGACGACAUCCUCUCGGUGGAGCCGCCGGCCUCGUCCACCACCGAUGCGUCCGCGGGGCCCGCCAUCAAGCUGCAUCACGUCACCUUCACCUCGGCCACCCUGGUGGUCAUCAUCCCACACCCCUACAGCAAGAUGUACGUCCUGGUCCAGUACAACAACAGCUACUUCUCCGACGUCAUGACGCUCAAGAACAAGAAGGAGAUCGUCACGCUCGACAAGCUGCGGGCGCACACCGAGUACACCUUUUGCGUGACCUCGCUGCGUAACAGCCGCCGCUUCAACCACACCUGCCUGGCCUUCACCACGCGGGACCCCGUCCCGGGCGACCUGGCGCCCAGCACCUCCACCACCACCCACUACAUCAUGACCAUCCUGGGCUGCCUCUUCGGCAUGGUCAUCGUGCUGGGAGCUGUCUACUACUGCUUGCGCAAGCGACGCAUGCAGGAGGAGAAGCAGAAGUCCGUCAAGGUCAAGAAAACCAUCCUGGAGAUGCGCUAUGGCGCCGACGUGGACGCCGGCUCCGUGGUCCACGCCGCCCAGAAGCUAGGCGAGCCCCCCGUGCUGCCCGUGUCCCGCAUGUCCUCCAUCCCCUCCAUGAUUGGGGAGAAGCUGCCCACCUCCAAGGGGCUGGAGGCCGGGCUGGACACGCCCAAGGUGGCCACCAAGGGCAACUACAUCGAGGUGCGCACGGGCACGGGCGGGGAUGGCCUGGCCCGGCCUGAGGAUGACCUCCCGGACCUGGAGAAUGGCCAGGGCUCGGCUGCUGAAAUCUCCACCAUUGCCAAGGAGGUGGACAAGGUCAACCAGAUCAUUAACAACUGCAUCGAUGCCCUCAAGCUGGACUCGGCCUCCUUCCUGGGAGGUAGCGGCGGUGGCGGGGACUCUGAGCUGGCCUUCGAGUGCCAGACCCUCCCUGCGGCCACCACCACCUCCUCAGCCACCGCCCCUGGGGCUCUGGAGCGGCCCAGCUUCCUCUCACCCCCCUACAAGGAGAGCUCUCACCACCCGCUACAGCGCCAGCUGAGUGCCGAUGCCGCCGUGGCCCGCAAGACCUGCAGCGUCUCGUCCAGCGGCUCCAUCAAAAGCGCCAAGGUCUUCAGCCUGGAUGUGCCUGACCACCCGGCUUCCGCGGGGCUGGCCAAAGGCGACUCCAAGUACAUCGAGAAGGGCAGCCCUCUCAACAGCCCACUGGACCGGCUCCCACUGGUGCCCGCGGGCAGCAGCGGGGGCGGCGGGGGCGGCGUGCACCACUUGGAGGUGAAGCCCGCCUACCACUGCAGCGAGCACCGGCACAGCUUCCCGGCCCUGUACUACGAGGAGGGCGCCGACAGCCUGAGCCAGCGCGUGUCCUUCCUCAAGCCGCUGACCCGCUCCAAGCGGGACUCCACCUACUCGCAGCUCUCCCCAAGACACUACUACUCAGGGUACUCCUCCAGCCCUGAGUACUCCUCGGAGAGCACGCACAAGAUCUGGGAGCGCUUCCGGCCCUACAAGAAGCACCACCGGGAGGAGGUGUACAUGGCCGCCGGCCACGCCCUGCGCAAGAAGGUCCAGUUCGCCAAGGACGAGGACCUGCACGACAUCCUCGAUUACUGGAAGGGGGUCUCGGCCCAGCAGAAGCUGUGA
Pteropus alecto (black flying fox) is the source of this 2412-nucleotide messenger RNA. RefSeq names its product extracellular leucine rich repeat and fibronectin type III domain containing 2 (gene ELFN2). The annotation marks the transcript as partial. Gene Ontology annotation, molecular function: protein binding. The transcript has a single exon. The record is from RefSeq and is a predicted model, not a curated record. Lineage: Eukaryota; Metazoa; Chordata; Mammalia; Chiroptera; Pteropodidae. Gene Ontology annotation, cellular component: plasma membrane.